AUGACACAACUCCAUCCUUUAGCUAUAGUGAAUAAUAAUAGGAUUUAUGCUUUGCGUCAAAAUGUGUCUUCUACUAGUCCCAACCCAUUUGCAGAAUUUCGAAUUCAAAAUUUGAAGGGACCGAUCGAUGAAGUAACUUUAAACGAUGCGAUAUUAACACCUUGGGAUGCUCGCGAAAAUUUUCGUUUUCGAGUAUCAGAUUAUGAUGGAAUGUCUGCCACAGUUCGAAUUAGUUAUAAUUAUACUAAUCACGAGGACUUGAUUAAACGAUUGUCUUCUUAUUCAGGAAUUAACAAACUUUCCACAAAUGGAUUUUCAGAUUGGAUACCUCUUGAUUCUUGUACCGUUAGUAUAUUACAUCCUUUUUCUUCUCAUUCAGAGAAAUUUUCAUCUGAUAAUGGUGAACUUCCACUUGAGAUUGAAAAAGUUGAUAUGGCCAUAGAUAAUAUGGCAGGUGAUAAAUGUAAAGACAGAAUAAAUCAAAAUAAAUGUUUAGCGUCAUUGUUUCCAGGUUCUACAGUGACUUCUAGUCAAGACGGAAAUUUUCAUAUUAUCUGGUCAAACUCUAUUAAAAACAUUUCUGCUGUUAUACAAUUAUUUAAUUUUGUGAUAAUUGGAAGAACAAAUCGCUUUUUUGAGAAGACAAAAGAUAGAUUUCUUUUAUAUUCUGUCCAUAUAUUGAAUGCUAUUAGGAGUAUUCCUGUGCUUCAUAAGACAAUUAUGAUAAUUAAACAUUUCUUUGAAAGUCAUUUGAUAGAUGAUCAGCUUAAAGAUCUUUUUAAAAAUAUUGAUGAUUUACUGGUCAAAUUGGAGCAAACGAUUGGAAAUAUUAUUAAUACUCUUGGAGAGAACCGAUAUGAUCAAUUAAAUGGACAUUUUGCUAAAACAAGUGAAAUACUUCGUGAAAUUUGUUCUUUAAUUGAAAAGGGAAUUAACAAACUGGAUGCCUUGGCAGAAGAGGCCAAUGCACUUCAAGAAAGGACAAAUAUUUUGACCUAUGUUAUGAGAGGUGCAAUUCUUGGUGCAGUGUUUUUCAGUGGCAUGACGUUUUCAGCAGGAGUACCAGGAAUCACACGGCAGCAAUUUAUCAGGCGAUUAGCUGGUGGAAUAGUUGGUUUCGUUACUUGUAGCAGCGUAUAUGAAUAUUCAUAUUUACUCAGUAGCCAAUAUAGAGAAGAUAUCGAUAUGUACAAAAGAGCAAAAGAAGAUUUGAAGAAAAUGGAUGAAUUAUUUUCUAAUAUGAAUGACACUAACGUUCAUUACCUUCAUUUGGAUGAUCAACUUUAUCCGGGCAAAGCAGAAAUUUUUGCUAAUGUUUUCAAAAAAUUUCAAAAUGAAGUUCAAAACGUGGAUCUAAAU
Molecule: messenger RNA, 1359 nt
Organism: Dentiscutata erythropus
Lineage: Eukaryota; Fungi; Glomeromycota; Glomeromycetes; Diversisporales; Gigasporaceae
Source: the annotation of a GenBank genome assembly